Molecule: messenger RNA, 2457 nt
Organism: Macadamia integrifolia
Lineage: Eukaryota; Viridiplantae; Streptophyta; Magnoliopsida; Proteales; Proteaceae
Product: solute carrier family 25 member 44
Exons: 4
Coding region: 289-1134 (281 amino acids)
Biological process (GO): transmembrane transport
Source: RefSeq, a predicted model, not a curated record
UUUUGGCCAAUUGACCCGAGGCAUGUUUGAGACCAGAGCCCGUAGGGGGAGCAUUGGAACGGAAUUCUUACUCUUCACGUCAUCUGAAAUCUGAAAAUUCGUCUUUCUAGAUCUCUAAAAUGUUUUUGAGAACUCUCACUCGAUCCUUGCGUUUAUAAUAAAUCCUCCAAUUUGAGGAAUUCAGAAUUAUAAAAAGGGAUUAUUCCGAAGAAAUGGGUGUUGAUACGUUUUGACUUUCAGAGUUUUAUUGAGGUUUUUAAUUCUUCCUCUCUUCGACCUGAUUCUUCCAUGGCUUCUCGACCUCAAUCGUUCGGUCAAGCGGAAAUUAACUGGGACAAGCUCGAUAAAACUAAAUUUUAUGUUGUAGGAGCUGGCCUGUUUACAGGGCUUACAGUGGCACUGUAUCCAGUCUCUGUUGUAAAAACAAGGCUACAGGUUGCUUCAAAAGAUUCUAUUGAGAGAAAUGCAUUUUCCAUUGUCAGAGGCAUACUGAAAACAGAUGGAAUUCCUGGUUUGUACAGAGGGUUUGGUACAGUCAUCACUGGUGCAAUCCCUGCCAGGAUUAUCUUUCUUACUGCCCUGGAGACUACAAAAGUGUCUGCCUUCAAGAUCGUUGAACCGUUUAAGCUUUCUGAACCAUCAGAGGCAGCCAUAGCAAAUGGGCUUGCUGGGAUGACAGCAUCAAUAUUUGCUCAGGCAGUGUUUGUUCCAAUAGAUUUGGUUAGCCAAAAGUUGAUGGUACAAGGAUAUUCAGGUUAUGCAACAUAUAAUGGGGGCCUGGAUGUUGCUCGUAAGAUUCUAAAAGCUGAAGGAAUUCGAGGAUUAUACAGAGGAUUUGGCCUAUCAGUUAUGACCUAUUCGCCAUCAAGUGCUGUGUGGUGGGCCAGUUAUGGCUCAAGCCAACGCUUCAUCUGGAGCAAGAUCCUAGGCUAUGAGACUGAACAAAAUAAGGAACGUGAUCCCAGCCUAAUGACGAUAGUGUUAGUUCAAGCAACAGGAGGAAUUUUCGCUGGUGCUGUGGCAUCCUGCAUCACUACACCAUUGGAUACCAUUAAGACUAGACUACAGGUGUUUUUUUUUUUCCUUUGUACUUUAAAGUUUUAUCCUUUUAAAGUCGAGGCUGUUUUGGUCUAAGUAGAAACGUAAAUUCUCAGAUUCUGUUAAUUUUUUUUAUCCUCUUCUCUCCAUAACCUUAAAGUUUGCAACUUUUUAUUAGGACUGAUGUGUGGAUUAACUGUAAACCCUUUCAUUGUACUGAUGUCUUGUUUCCAUUUGACCUGAUUCAUCUGAAAUCUGGAUGCUCAUAAUGAGCCACACCUCUCUCUCUCUCUCUCUCUCUCAUUUGUGUUGUUCAGAAUGCAAAGCUAUAUACAUAUGUCUAGGCUACCAGUUUCCUGGGAUGUGAUAAAGAUAAAUUUCAGGUUAGGUUUUAAAUAAAUGUCAUAUUCUCAUAAAUAAGAGAUUUAAAUGGAUCACCAACCCCAAUACUGAUGUAGGGGGGAUUCCUAGGUGACUAGGUUUCCUACAAGAUUAGCUAAGUAGGGUAAACUCAAGGGACUAGGGUUGGACAGGAUAAAUGAAGCUCAACAAACAAGAUUAACAUGCAAAAUAAAGUGAGACCAAUGAACAAAGUAACAAAGAGCAAUAAUAAUCUAGGAAGAAAAACACAUGAACUCACUCAAGUGUCAAGGGGGGACAUGGGGUAGGGAACAUAGCAGCAAACAAUAUUAGGUUAUGACACUAGUCUAUUAAGCACCAAAGAUAGAUAAAAAUACCAUAUUAUAUGCUCUAAAAUCAGUCAUACUUGUAAUAAGAAAAUCAACAGUAUCUAUGGUAAAACAGUGGUGCAAAUAAUGGUCAAACAAUGGGAUAAAAGGGGAGGGUUUUAAUGGAAGUUAAUGGAGUAAAUAAUGAGGGGGUAAUGGGGGAAUGGGAAGGUUCAUUCUAUACUUACCUUCUGCUCAGAUCUGAGAAUAAAAGAAAAACAACCCAGAUUUUGAAGAUGGUGUCCACUAGCAGUCCGAUUAUUGAAAGGAGAUCAGCAACAGCCCAGUUUUUGAAGUAAAGAAUAGCAGCAACCCAAUGUUGAAGAAAAGAUCAGCGGCAGUCCAACAUCAAAGGGGAGAUCAGCAGAAUCAGCAGCAGCAGUUCAAGUUAGUAACCAACAGUAGUUACAGUGAAAAAAAAAAGUAGAAGAAUGGGAGGAGGGAUGCGAGAGAAGAGAGAACCGAGAGAGAAGAAAGAGAGAAAGGCGAGAAGGAAAGAGGGAGGCCGAGAGUAAGAGAAUCGUAAGAGGGGGGGCGACAGCUCUUUGUGCUUUUGAUUCAAAUUCAUCAAUUGAAAAAUUAGAUGGCCAAUGGCCUUACAUAAGUAGUAAACUAGUUACUAAAAAAAAAAGGAAGGUAAAUCCUAGGGAAUAAUUCUCAGAAUAAAGAAGUUUCUAAAAAAAAAAAAAAA